UUGUAGGAAGCCAAGGCCCAAAGCCAACUUCCCUCGGGCAGGAGGGCUUCAAUCUCAAACCUUGUUCUCUCUUUUCUUUUUCCAUCUCUGAUUCUCUCUCCCUUUCGUCUCUCUGCGGUUCGUUGACCUCCAUUUCUCUCUUCGAGAGACCGGAAACCACUUUUCUUAAGUUCAAGAUCUGCUCCCUCAAGUCUCGAUUUAUUGGAAUCCAAGAUCUGUUGAAGGAGCACCAACGAUUGCGUCGAAGAAGAAUGGUUUUGUGGGAUUUUGGUUUUCGGAGUUGUUAAAUGCUCGGUUUGCUGAUCGGGGGUUUGCGUUAGUGGGUUGUGAAAUUGUUUGUUCUGGAUUGGUGCGGGGGAAAUGUCGAUUGUACCCAAGGGCGACCUUCCUGUCCAUAUUCGAGAAGUCUGGGACGAUAAUCUCGAGGAGGAGUUUGCUUUGCUUCGAGAUAUCGUUGAUCGUUUUCACUAUGUGGCUAUGGACACUGAGUUUCCUGGGGUGGUUCUACGGCCACUGGGACCUUUCAAGAACAUCAAUGACUGCAACUACCAGACUUUGAAAGACAACGUGGAUAUGUUGAAGUUGAUCCAGUUGGGUCUCACAUUUUCGGAUGAGAAUGGGAAUUUACCCACUUGCGGAACUGAUAAGUGUUGCAUUUGGCAGUUCAAUUUUCGCGAAUUUAAUGUGAGCGAAGAUAUAUUUGCUAAUGAUUCAAUUGAAUUGUUACGCCAGUGUGGUAUUGAUUUUAAGAAAAAUAGCGAGAAGGGGAUUGACGUGAAGCGCUUUGGCGAGCUCUUGAUGUCUUCAGGGAUUGUCUUGAAUGAUGAUGUUCACUGGGUUACUUUUCACAGUGCUUAUGAUUUCGGGUACUUGCUUAAGCUGUUGACCUGCCGGAGUUUGCCUGACUCACAGGCAGGAUUCUUUGAUUUGAUCAACAUUUAUUUCCCAAUGAUUUAUGACAUCAAGCAUAUGAUGAAGUUCUGCAACAGUCUUCAUGGUGGGCUAAACAAGCUCGCGGAGUUGUUGGAGGUGGAAAGGGUUGGUGUAUGUCAUCAGGCAGGCUCCGAUAGUUUGCUCACGGCGUGCACAUUUAGGAAGCUGAGAGAUAACUUCUUCAAUGGCUCGACUGAGAAGUAUGCUGGUGUUUUGUAUGGUCUUGGUGUUGACAAUGAAAAGAGUACUAAUUUUAAGGAAUAACUGGAGAAAGAAAAGGUUUGAUUAGUACAUGUAGACUACUACAGUGUGAAAUUUUCAGUUCCCUUUGUAUGCUUUGGAAGAAAAGUGAUUGUUGUUUUAGCAAUGACCUUUGUGCACAUGAAUUGUAACCUUCAACCUUGACUGGUUUUAUAGUUUGAGCUUCCUGUAAAUUAUAUGCAGUUAGUGCUUCAAUAAUAGUCUCUGCAUUUGCUUGGACGUUCGGU
Molecule: messenger RNA, 1421 nt
Organism: Tripterygium wilfordii
Lineage: Eukaryota; Viridiplantae; Streptophyta; Magnoliopsida; Celastrales; Celastraceae
Product: probable CCR4-associated factor 1 homolog 6
Exons: 2
Coding region: 361-1197 (278 amino acids)
Cellular component (GO): CCR4-NOT complex; P-body; CCR4-NOT core complex
Molecular function (GO): nucleic acid binding; poly(A)-specific ribonuclease activity
Source: RefSeq, a predicted model, not a curated record